AUGAUACAUACAAGAUAUCCCAUCUCAAUACGAAGGAAUCUCAAAAAGGUAGUUCUCAGGGAUUGCGCAUCAUCACGAAGAUUGUCUUCAUCCGCUCAAGAGGUUUACUUGGAGCAUGUAUCAUCAAAUCCGGAACUACGAGGACUCACAUUUUUGAACUUGAACCGACCAACAGCGCGAAACGCGAUAUCAAGUAAACUUCUUUCGGAGCUUUCCGAGGCUCUUGAGACUGUUCGGUUCGAUGGUACCAGGGUUCUUGUCUUGAAGUCGUCUGCUCCCGGAUCGUUCUGCGCUGGAGCCGAUUUGAAAGAACGGCAGCAUAUGACCAAGCUUGAGGUCUCUAAAUUCCUAUAUGAACUCAGGAACGCAUUUCAUGACUUGGAGAAUCUUCCAAUGCCCACUAUCGCGGCAAUUGAUGGUCCGGCGCUUGGAGGAGGUCUAGAGCUUGCUUUGGCUUGCGAUUUGAGAGUCGCAGGGCCUGGAGCAUCAAAGAUUGGACUGACAGAAACAAGACUAGGGAUUAUUCCUGGAGCCGGCGGUACCCAACGCGUCUCGCGGUUACUCGGCCUCUCAAAGGCUAAGGACUUGAUAUUUGGGGCAAAGAUGCUAAAUGCGCAACAGGCAUAUCAUAUGGGCUUAGUCGAUUAUAUUUCAGAAGGCGGCAUGUCUGCUACUGAGCUUGCUAUCAAAGUUGCUCAAGGCAUCUUACCCAAUGGUCCAGUUGCGAUACAGGCCGCAAAGCUGUCCAUCAAUCGUAGCAUUGAAGUUGAUCUUCAAACAGGGCUUGAUUUUGAGCGACAAUGUUAUGAAACUGUGUUACGCAGCAAGGACCGGUUAGAAGGUUUAAGCGCCUUCAACGAGAAGCGAAAGCCACGGUUCACUGGUGAAUGA
Molecule: messenger RNA, 891 nt
Organism: Melampsora larici-populina 98AG31
Lineage: Eukaryota; Fungi; Basidiomycota; Pucciniomycetes; Pucciniales; Melampsoraceae
Exons: 6
Coding region: 1-891 (296 amino acids)
Biological process (GO): fatty acid beta-oxidation
Cellular component (GO): mitochondrion
Molecular function (GO): enoyl-CoA hydratase activity
Source: RefSeq, a predicted model, not a curated record